AUGUUGCCCCUAACGAUUUCCUUGUCUAUCUCCGGUGCGAUUCAUUGGCCUCCUAUCCACCGUGAGCGGUUCGCUCGCAACUCCGAGAAUAUACAUGCAUCCGUCAUGGCCGAAGCAGCUGGAAAAGUUGAGGGAGCCGCAAAGACUAAAGGGUCUGCUCAAGUCCAAGAAACCAGCAAGGCCCAAACCACGCAGCAGACCGUAUUCCAUCCUUUCAGCCGAAUACCCGCCGAGCUCCGCGCCAAAAUAUGGGCUAUCGCACUAGAGGAUGAGAAAGAGCAAGUACCAGAUUGUUGUUCUAUUGAUGCUGGUUACGGCAAUACGCUAACCAUUCAUGAGCAUGAAGGAAAGGAUGGGGAGAAAAAGUUGAGUAUCAUGUCAACACGUGGCUACCCCACUCUCUUCGCUGUCAACCGCGAAGCUCGCUACGAGGCUGCCAAAAUUGACGGAGGUGCAUGGUAUACGUUGGGUAUUGACGCUCCAGAGGUCUAUGUCCAUCCAGGCAAGGAGCAUGUAUACUUUGCGACAUGCUGUAACAGCACAGGAUGGUUUGGAGACACUCACCUUCGUUCCAAAUCACACGGGAUCUUGGAUUGCCGCCAUCGCACCUGA
Molecule: messenger RNA, 612 nt
Organism: Alternaria postmessia
Lineage: Eukaryota; Fungi; Ascomycota; Dothideomycetes; Pleosporales; Pleosporaceae
Exons: 1
Coding region: 1-612 (203 amino acids)
Source: RefSeq, a predicted model, not a curated record